ACUCUGCUCUACAGACUACACACUGUAACACAGUACCGAUGGAAACUCAGUCGGGGCCUGACCAUAAUUCCUCGUUAUUUGCUAUCAUCUUUGCUAUCAUCGGGCUCGUGUGGUAUGUAGUUUUAUGGAGUAUCGGUCUCCUUGGAUGUAGAACAGGCCGAAGAAGGUACCGCAUUCGACCGCGGUCUCCACUUGCAACGGCGCCGCCAGAUUCUGUUCCUGGUGUAUCUAUCCUGCGACCACUGAAAGGCCUGGAUGCCAACUUAUAUGAGAAUCUCGAAUCUACGUUCACGCAAGAAUACCCUAAUUUCGAAAUCAUGUUGUCCGUCGCUGAUGAGCAAGACCAAGCUCUUCCAGUUGCGAGAGAUCUUAUUUCUAAAUACCCCAGGGUUACUGCCAGGAUAAUAAUAGGAGAAGAGGUAGUGGGGGUUAACCCGAAAGUAAACAACCUCAUUCGUUCAUAUCGUGAAGCUACCCACGACAUUCUCUGGGUCAUCGAUUCAGGUAUCUCGGUUGCACCUGGCACACUUGCGCGCUCCGUUGACUUACUCGAGUCAUCCACGCACGCAAGACCUCCCAAAAAGCGCGUUGCGCUCGUGCAUCACGUCCCAUUUGUAUCUGCUCCAGAGGGGUUUCUCGGUUCAAGAAUUGAGGAGGCAUUUCUCAAUACCAAUCACGCGAAGAUGUAUCUCGCAAUCAACACUGUGUCUAUCGAAUCUUGCGUUGUUGGAAAAUCAAACCUCUACCGGCGGUCUGAUCUAGAGCGCGUAAACGGUUCACGGAAGCCUCGAGCGCACACGGAAUCAGACGACGACCAAGAUUGCACUCGCGGCCUUGCUGCGUUUGGGAAAUUCUUAGCCGAAGAUAACAUGAUUGCCAGUGCUUUAUGGCACGAGCUGGAUCUCCGCCAUGAUUUAUCGUGUGACGUGGCGCAUAAUGCAAUUGGGAUAAUGUCCUUAUCGGACUACGUGUGGAGGCGAGUGCGCUGGAUUCGUGUGCGCAAGCACAUGAUUCUGGCGGCAACAAUCAUGGAGCCCUUUACCGAAAAUCUUGUCGCCAGUUCCAUCGCUGCUGCAAGUUUGCGGUAUCUGUUCGGCGUUCCAAUAUGGCUUUUUCUCGUGGUUCACCAUGCAGCUUGGCUCUGGGUAGAUUUAGACGUUUACGAGUCACUCGCUGGUCAUCCUCUUCCAGCAGAUAGACGAUGGUCGUUCAUCACUGCAUGGUGCCUGCGCGAACUUCUAGCGUUGCCAAUCUGGUUCUUGGCUAUGCUUAGUAACGAGGUGAUUUGGAGAGGGAAGAAAUACGAGGUAUUACGAGCGGGAGAAGUCAAGGGGACGUCGGGCGAUGGUAAUCACAGGGGAUUAUUUACCCGGUGGAAGCAGCAGGAUUCUCACUAUCAGUCUUUGCCAAACAAUCAUUCAGAUACUUGACGCAUAUGCUUGUUUUGGGCGUU
Molecule: messenger RNA, 1453 nt
Organism: Suillus plorans
Lineage: Eukaryota; Fungi; Basidiomycota; Agaricomycetes; Boletales; Suillaceae
Product: glycosyltransferase family 21 protein
Exons: 3
Coding region: 39-1430 (463 amino acids)
Biological process (GO): glucosylceramide biosynthetic process
Cellular component (GO): membrane
Molecular function (GO): ceramide glucosyltransferase activity
Source: RefSeq, a predicted model, not a curated record